Messenger RNA from Penicillium bovifimosum, 2160 nucleotides. RefSeq names its product MCM DNA helicase complex subunit MCM5. The transcript has 4 exons. Gene Ontology annotation, cellular component: nucleus; MCM complex. The coding region runs from base 1 to 2160 and encodes 719 amino acids. Lineage: Eukaryota; Fungi; Ascomycota; Eurotiomycetes; Eurotiales; Aspergillaceae. Gene Ontology annotation, molecular function: single-stranded DNA binding; DNA replication origin binding; 3'-5' DNA helicase activity. Gene Ontology annotation, biological process: double-strand break repair via break-induced replication; DNA replication initiation; DNA replication. The record is from RefSeq and is a predicted model, not a curated record.
AUGGAUAGACGCACCCCCUAUACUUUGAGUGUACUUGCGCCAAGUACAAAUGGCGCUGAUGAAGACCGCACAACUAUACAGAACCGCCUGCGUGAUUUCGUGCUGGAAUUCCAGCUGGAUAAUGCAUUUGUCUACCGUGAUCAAUUACGGCAGAAUGCCGUGGUGAAACAGUACUACUGCGAUAUUGACAUUGCCCAUCUUAUUUCUUACAAUGAGGAGUUGGCCCACAGACUCACCACCGAACCUGGUGAACUGAUUCCUCUCUUUGAGGCAGCACUCAAGCAGUGCACUGCUCGAAUUGUCUACCCAGGACAGCGCGAUAUCGUACUUCCCUCCCAUCAACUCCUCCUUCACUCCUCCGCAUCACACAUCUCAAUCCGUGACCUCAAUGCCACCAAUAUUUCCCACCUCGUUCGCAUUCCUGGAAUUGUGAUCGGAGCUUCCACUAUAUCUUCUAAGUCAACACUUGUUCACAUUCGCUGCAAGAACUGCGAUUACAAUGAGAACAUUACGGUCGAUGGUGGCUUCGCUGGCCUAUCACUGCCACGUCGCUGUGGUCGGCCUAGGCAAGAGAAUGACCAAGACAAUGAGCAGUGCCCCUUGGAUCCCUAUGUUGUUCACCACGAGAAAUGUCAAUUCGUGGAUCAGCAAGUCCUCAAGCUUCAGGAAGCCCCCGACCAGGUCCCAGUGGGUGAGCUACCACGACACGUGCUUAUUUCUGCAGACCGCUACCUUGCCAAUCGAGUUGUUCCUGGCUCUCGUUGCACAGUCAUGGGCAUUUUCUCGAUUUAUCAAGCCAAGGGGGUCAAAAAGGAGGCCGCAGUGGCUAUCCGCAACCCCUAUCUCCGUGCAGUGGGCAUCACCUCCGACCUCGACCAGACAGCAAAGGGCGCCUCGGUCUUCUCCGAGGAAGAAGAACAAGAAUUCCUGGAGCUUAGCCGGAGACCUGAUUUGUACGACGCCCUGGCGCGGAGCAUUGCCCCGUCUAUCUAUGGAAACCUGGAUAUGAAGAAAGCUAUUGUCUGCUUGCUUAUGGGUGGUUCCAAGAAGAUUCUUCCCGAUGGAAUGAAGCUCCGUGGAGAUAUUAACGUGCUUAUGCUGGGUGACCCCGGUACAGCCAAGUCUCAACUUCUGAAGUUCGUCGAGAAGGCUGCACCCAUCGCCAUCUACACUUCCGGAAAGGGUUCCUCUGCCGCUGGUUUGACAGCUUCUGUGCAGCGAGACCACAACACUCGCGAGUUCUAUCUCGAAGGCGGUGCCAUGGUCCUGGCUGAUGGUGGCGUUGUAUGUAUUGAUGAGUUCGAUAAGAUGCGUGACGAGGACCGUGUGGCCAUUCACGAAGCCAUGGAACAGCAGACCAUCUCCAUCGCAAAGGCUGGUAUCACCACUAUUCUCAAUUCGAGAACUUCUGUCCUGGCUGCAGCCAACCCCGUUUUCGGUCGGUACGAUGAUCUCAAGACCCCUGGCGAAAACAUCGAUUUCCAGACCACUAUCCUGUCUCGUUUCGAUAUGAUCUUCAUUGUCCGCGAUGAACAUGAGCGGGGCCGAGACGAGAGGAUCGCCCGUCACGUCAUGGGCGUCCACAUGGGUGGUCGUGGAGUGGAGGAGCAAGUGGAGGCCGAAAUUCCAGUCGAGCAGAUGAAGCGCUACAUCAGCUACUGUCGCAGUCGCUGUGCGCCUCGUCUCUCCCCCGAAGCUGCAGAGAAACUUUCUUCGCACUUCGUCUCUAUCCGAAAGCAAGUCCACCGUGCCGAGAUGGAGUCCAAUACCCGUUCAUCCAUCCCUAUCACCGUGCGUCAACUCGAGGCCAUUGUCCGUAUCUCUGAAUCCCUCGCCAAGCUUUCUCUCUCCCCGAUUGCCACCGAAGCCCACGUGGACGAGGCCAUCCGUCUGUUCCUAGCAUCCACAAUGGACGCGAUUACUCAGGGCGAAGGUCAAGGCAGCAAGGAACUCAUGGAUGCAGCCAGCGAGAUCGAGGAUGAGUUGAAGCGUCGCCUACCCAUUGGCUGGAGCACAAGCCUGGCGACCCUGCGCCGUGACUUCGUCGAAGCCAAGGGGAAGUCUGAGCAAGCCCUCAAUCGGGCAUUGGGAGUCUUGCAGCGACGUGAUACCAUUCAGAUCCGCUCUGGUGGAUCCCAAAUCUACCGUUGUGGAGUUUGA